AUGGCCGCCAUCAUGUCUUCUAUCAAAGUGGUUACUAUCAUGAGAUUCCUUGGGAUGGUCGCUUCCUAUCCUACUAUGCCCAGUCCUCGGGCCGUAGGGGCUGAAGGAUGCAGUAGCUCUACUGGUGGUCGUCGUACUCUUUGGCCGCUCACCAAUUGGGGCGGCAUCGGUUCGCAGCCUGAUCCAGCUCUGUACGAAUCAGAAGAACUCUACUGGGGUGACGGAACGGCGUUUGCCAACAUGACUUGUGCUCCCAAGGAUGAUAAUAAGAUGCUCAACUUGGCUCGUCUUGGCGAUUAUGUUGAUUCUCUCGACUGUUCUGACUCUGCCCUUCACGUGGGCUUCAAGAACGCUGAUGCCCUGAACAAAGCAAGAAGUUCUUGGCUAUGGGUGACCCAGGACCCCAACAAUGCCGCUGUUGUUGUUGUGGAUGGCAAUGAAUGCGGUGGACCCAACCGCAGGCAGACCUACCUGAUCCAGGAUAUCUCCUAUAACGAAAAGUCUCAGCGUGCAUUCCUCUCCGGAAAGCCGACACAGUGGAGUGAGGUCAUGGAGAAAGCCGAAGUGCAAGUUAGUACUUCGUACCCAGCUAGCGCUGGCAUUGGGAAACGACAGGAAACCAGCGGCUCUGUGGACCUUUCGCAGACUUUCAACGUGAACAUUGCCGAAAUCUCCAUCAACGAUACUGCUAGGCUUCUCCUAGAUUGUAUUGACUGCCGUACGACUGGCCGGGUUGAUUUCACAGCCAACCUCGAUGUUGGCUUCAUUCCCCCGAGUCUCGAUGUCUCAGCAACACUUACUACGAGGGACGGGGUUGGCAUCAACCUUGGCCUGGGCCUAAAGCUUGAAGCAGACCUCACAGAUUCGCUCGACUUCAACAGAGAACUUCUCAGCAUUCCCCUUGCUGGGUUUGACGUUCCCGGAAUCGCAACCCUGGCACCCCUGAUUAGUGUGAAUGCCGGUGGAAGCAUCGGGCCUGUUACGGCCUCCAUCGAAGUCCAGUUUGGAGGUGCAGUCACCGCAGCCGAUGAUAGGGCUCUUCGUAUCGGAACUGGAGAAGGUUCCGAUAAUCUCGAUUUUCAGUUCACUCCUAGUGACCCGUCUGUCAGCGGUUCAGUCGAGCUCACCGCCAGCAUCGGGCCAGUUUUUAUCGCGGCUGUCGAGGCCAGUCUGUUUGGUAGUGACUCCCUUGCGGGAUCUUUCGGUAUUGACCUGAAAGCACCCACUCUCGAAGCUAGAGCCGCAGUGGAAGCUACCUCCGACCUUGGAGUCUGUGGUGAUCCUAAUGCCGCCGCUGGUGUAACGCUCUCUGCCAGCGCUGGUGUCUCGUUCGGCAUCUUUGGAGGCCAGGGCAGGUCUAAUGACCUCCCCAACGAAAUCACCAUCGCAGAGGUUAAUGAGGAGCUAUUUAGCCAGUGUUUCCCGUUUGCUCAAGUCGAUGGCGGUGACGGCGGUGACGGUGCAGACCGCGAUAUAAGCUUGGACUCAAGGCUUAACACUCCCAACUUUGAUGGCGACGACGGCAACCGACCCUCUGUCGGGACAGUCAACUACCAAAACGUUGACAGCAAUAAUGGUGUCGCCUUCUGGUUCAACGCUAAUGAUGUCGUGCUGCUGAGCCCCCUCAAUGAAGGUGACACAAUCGCCUCGGUCAUAUUAAACGCCGAUGUCAAUGCCGCGGCCAGAUGCACACUCUUUGAUAGUUUUGACCAGGCUCAGGGCGCCGACGGCUGUGGCAACCUUGCAAAUCCUAUUACCCCAGACCUGACACCGGGCUCUGAAGUUGUUGUGGUUGAUGGGAAGACUCAUAUCUGCGCUCGGUGCGAGGGACUGUAA
This is a messenger RNA of Fusarium vanettenii 77-13-4, 1836 nucleotides long. RefSeq lists its product as uncharacterized. The record is from RefSeq and is a predicted model, not a curated record. Lineage: Eukaryota; Fungi; Ascomycota; Sordariomycetes; Hypocreales; Nectriaceae. Bases 1 to 1836 code for a protein of 611 amino acids. The transcript is spliced from 2 exons.